CACAUCUAUAUUGCUCCAUAGCUGAAAGUAACAAACAUAUAUCAUAUAGAAAGAUCAAAAUAUAAAAUCGUGAUCAGCUAUAUAUAUAUGGCUGCAAAAACCUCAACCAUACUUGCUAUAUUCCUUGUAAUCAAUCUUCUCUUCCUCAACCUCAUUCCCCUGGUUGUGGCAGAAAAUACUUGUCCAAGAGACCAACUCAAACUUUCAACAUGCGCAAAUAUUCUCAACCUCAUCAACUUGAAUCUUGGCGCACCAGCUAUGAGACCUUGUUGCUCUAUUCUCUUAGGUCUAAUCGAUCUUGAUAUUGCACUUUGCUUCUGUACCGCGCUUAAGCUCAGCAUUCUCGGCAUCACCACCAACACUCCCAUUCACCUUAACUUGGCCAUCAACGCCUGUGGAGGAACACUUCCCGAUGGAUUUCGUUGCCCAACAUAGCUACAAUUUAUUCAUAUCUUGUGCAUGUUCUCAAGAAGAUUUCGUCUAACUAUAUUCAAAGCUAGAUUCAUGUCUAAGCCAUUAACGACAAUAACACUGGCGAUAUGUAUGAUAACAAUAAACAAAAAUUUACAAAUAAACAUUCCAUCUACCAA
This is a messenger RNA of Brassica oleracea var. oleracea, 590 nucleotides long. Its product is annotated as putative lipid-binding protein AIR1B. Bases 88 to 435 code for a protein of 115 amino acids. Lineage: Eukaryota; Viridiplantae; Streptophyta; Magnoliopsida; Brassicales; Brassicaceae. The record is from RefSeq and is a predicted model, not a curated record. The transcript has a single exon.